Trichomonas vaginalis G3 is the source of this 529-nucleotide messenger RNA. Its product is annotated as phage tail repeat-like family. The record is from RefSeq and is a predicted model, not a curated record. The transcript has a single exon. The annotation marks the transcript as partial. NCBI's taxonomy places the organism in Eukaryota, Parabasalia, Trichomonadida, Trichomonadidae.
AUGUAUGUAGGCUAUAUAAAGAAUAAUGGUACACAAGUUAAAGUUCCAUUAGACAACAACUGCUACUUAAACUUAUAUGGAGACGAACAAAAGAAAUAUUUAAGAGUUUAUGAAAUGGCAGGUAUGACGUUGGCUGACCCAGCUCCAGCACCAUAUUAUUAUGACUAUGGAGAUGACGACAGAACACCACAUGUAGAUGAACAAAAACUAACAUUAUAUUUAGAUUAUUAUAGAUAUAAAAGAUAUAAUGCAAUAGAAAAAACGAGAAUAGUAUAUUAUUAUACAGAUGACAGAAAUAAAUAUUAUAGUCAAGAUUUUACCUACCCUGAAAACAUAAGAUUAUAUUAUAAAAAAUAUUCUGACACAAACCAGAAGAAACCUGAAAUAGUUGCACUAUAUUUUAAGUUCAAAAGAGACAAUCCUAUAAUAUCUCAUAUGUUUGAUUUAAUGAACCCAGUAGGUUCUAUUUAUACAUCUAUGGAAGCAAGAGGUCCUCAAGUAAUGUUUGGUGUUGGUGCAUGGGAACAAA